AGUACAGGUCAGGCAUACGAUAUCGUGACGCCCGGCAUGAACUCCGUCGUCUUCUGUCGAGUAUUUAUUGAGUAGUGAAGGCUAAUCACAUGCUUUCGCCACUACCGCUGUGGAACUGUUUGCCUGGGUUGACUAAUCUUCCCUUCACAAGAUGUUCAAUAUCAUCUGACCCCCGAGUCUGUCGAAAUGACUCAAAAUGUCGCCAAGAACGCAAUCUCACCAUGCCAAACCCUAUAAUAUCUCAGCGUGUUGAAAUGGUAGCCUUCCUGACACGGACUUGUUCUGUUUACGAUAACGCAAGCGUGACGAGGUCACUCUCGUCAAGAACUCCUCGGGAAGCUCGGGUCCAAGUAAACACGAAGAUACUGUCAGAAAAAGAUCUCGGACAUGUUCAAAGGGAUGAAUACUUUGAGCUUCGACCUGCGCCGGAGAAUGCCCUUUACGAGCCUCGACGCCAUCUCGACAUCGUAUGUCAGGAGAGCUCGCAGGGAGUGAGGUCGGAUCCGUUCACGCUUGAGCCAUUUUCUGAGUUGGUCACAUCCCGAUUCGUGCAGACUAUGAGAAUUCUUUCGAGCUACAUCAGCAUCUCCAGCCACUUGGAGAGAGAGACUCCUUUUCUUUUUGACAAUUUAGGAAUUUGAACAUCUCUAUCGGGCGAAAUCAUGAAAAAUACCCCUGCAGUGGCUCCGGUCGCGGGUUUGAAACGCGAACGGUGAUGCAUGGCGCGGGCAGAUCUCGAGCCACGAACCUGGCGUUCGGCAGAGCUAUAUCCGAAUUUCAGAUGCAAUGCGAGGCGAUGCGAACUCUCCGAGAAAUGAAAUACGA
Molecule: messenger RNA, 825 nt
Organism: Dissoconium aciculare CBS 342.82
Lineage: Eukaryota; Fungi; Ascomycota; Dothideomycetes; Mycosphaerellales; Dissoconiaceae
Exons: 2
Coding region: 90-641 (183 amino acids)
Source: RefSeq, a predicted model, not a curated record